UUCGUCACGUCCUGCUGCUCCGCAAACGCUCGAUAUCCCGUCUGGGCACCUCUCGAACAUCUCUACCGCGACACCACCAAGCUUUCGUAAGCUCGACCUGCAUCUCCGGCCCCAAUCGUGCGGCAUUGCUGCGCACCAUCCUGCGCAAACGUAGCUUGGCGCCCACUGGGUUGUGUGCGGCUUGUGCCAUCAUACAUCGGUCGCGGGUAGCCGCAGCAUGUGCGCGUUGCAAGUAGCAUGACUUCCAGCUCUAAGCGCGACUCCGUCUCCUCGAACUCCCCAGUGCCCAGCAGAUCAUUUCUGUCGCGACUGAAGUCGCCCUUGUCCUCCAAGUCGCGCAACUUCACCGACUUCUACAUCCAGUCGGACGACCCACAUCGCCAGUACGUCCCGGGAGACAUAAUAAGUGGGACCGUCAUCGUCAAGGUCGUCAAGCCUCUGAGGAUCACACAUCUGGUUGUCUCGCUGCACGGGUAUGCUCAGGUGUUCAAGAACCCAAAUGCGCCGGGAGAUGCAUACAAGAACUACUCGGCAACAGUUGGGUUGGGGAGAGGCAAGAAGCAGGGAAGCUACUUUGGCAAUGGCUUCGUAUCACUUUUUGAGGAUGAGGUAGUCCUCUGUGGUGAGGGCAAACUGGCAGAAGGUGUCUACCAUUUCAACUUUGAUCUGGAGUUCCCUUCCAAAGGCUUGCCAAGCAGCAUUGACUUUGAACGUGGUACAGUAUGCUACAUGUUGACAUCCACGUUGACGCGGCCGACAACAAUGUCGCCUACAACUACUUGCGAUGUCAAGGUUACUCUCAGGGAUGUCAUCGACGUUGCACCAAUCGCAGAGCCUAAACCUCGUGUCAUUUCCUUAGAACCUAUUUCACGGCGAACGCGGAACAAGCCUUCUCGGACGCGACCAGACACUGGAAUAUCAGAAAGUGUUCCUCUCACACCCAGUGGCCCAGAAGCACCACGGUUAGCUCCGAGAUUAGAGCCUCCAAAUGGAACACCGGAAGAGACCAUCAACCCCCGCAGCCCGUCACCAAGUGAAACAAGUUUCGCGAGUCAGAUGAGCAGCAGUGGUGCUUCAGGUACAGAGUACGGUAUUCGAUCUGUCAACACCGUGACUGACGCGGGUGGUUUCAUCGCUGCCAACGGGAGUCGACCGACAAUCAAGGGGAAAACCAUCACAGCCACAAUAGACGUUCUUAAAGGCGGCUUCCUCAGUGGCGACCAAAUACCGAUCAGGGUCACCGUUAAUCACAACAAACACGUCAGAAGUUUGAAGGGUAUCAUUGUUACACUUUACCGUCAGGCAAGGGUAGAUAUGCAUCCUGCACUACCCGUUGCACCUAACAGCAAAGGUGACAAAACGAAGUCAGAGGAGUACUAUCCAAAAUCUAGGACAGGACUUGGCGGGCUAUCUUUGUCAUCUGCAGGAUCGAGCCAUACUUUUCGCAAGGACUUGGGACAGUCGUUUGCACCGUUGUUCGUGGAUCCCAGGACGCUUACCGCGGACAUCAAGUGCUCUGUCCGAGUACCAGACGAUGCCUUCCCCACGAUAUCGAACGUACCAGGCGCCAUGAUUUCCUUCAAGUACUACAUUGAAGUUGUUGUGGAUAUUCAAGGAAAGCUUACUGGUCUGGAUCGUAUGGUAUCCAAUGCUGGUGUGGUCACCGUCCCAACGUCCACAACAAGCACACCAGGCGGAAUGGGACGUGAUGAAGCCGCAAGUAACACGUUUUCAACGUGGGGAGGAAACUUCGUCGACACGGAUGGCAUUCGCCGAGAAAAAGGCGUUAUCUCAUCACUGUUCGAGGUUAUCGUGGGCACGAAGGACAGCGAGAGGAAUGGCAAGCGGAAACAGACACAAGGGCUGCCGGCCAACAGUCAUAACGGCGUUCACGAAAUGCCCUACGGAUCUUACGACGACCCCGAUGCACCUGGCGGCUAUGAUCAGUACGACUAUGGGUACGAUGAGCAUGGUCAGUACUAUGGCGACUACGGCUACGAUCCAGCGUACUACGAAGUUCCUGGAUACAACGAUCGUGGUCCGGAUGCAGGCCAAUCAUACCAUGCUCCACCUGCACCAGCAUCCCAGGAGGAGGGUCUUUCAGAGAAGGAAAGGCUACGACGAGCAGAAGCUCUGUUAUUACCAUCACAACCACCUGGUGCUGCCGAUGGCCCUUCAACACCAGGUGGGGUUGUCCAACACGGCAUACCCGCGUCCGCACCAGUGCUACCAGAAGAGGAGGAUGACCUCAACCAACCAUACCUUCCUGAGGCUUCGUCGUCCUCCUCAGCCCCUUCUCACCCUCCACCACCAUUUCGCGCCGCAACAGAGCCCUCGAUGUCCUUCCAUGCGCCCACUCUCCCUCCAUCAAUACAACGCCGUACAACCGGCCUUACAGAAGAAGCACCGCAGACCCCCGCCACCGGGCCAUCGCUCACCAUCAACGCCACACAAACACCCUCCGCUCCACCAACAAAUGGUGCUGAAGACCACUCCAAAUCUCUCCCACCACUCCCCCCUCAAUCCCCACCCAGCGCGGCACCAGACUACUUCUCCUCCUUCUCGCACGUCCCCGCUACAGACGACAAGCAAGAAAUGCAGCGCCAGCGUCUAGAAAUGGAGAGCAGCGCGCCCCCGCCCGCACACAAUUCAUAUGAGGGAGAGAGCUCGCGGGGCCCGUCGGCGCUGCCUGUCAAUGGCAUGGACAGCAUGCGUCUUGCACCCGGGCACCUGGCGCCGUCGGCACCGAUGCUGGAUGAUGACGAUGAAGAAUUGGCGGCGGCUAUUACGCCUGUGAGGAGUCGAGUGCUGAACGAAAGGCCGGUUAGUGAAGCGUUGCCUGAGUAUCAAAGGUGAUGUGAGAGCAUGGCGUUUUUGGCGAAGCGUAUGGCCCUUAUAAAAGAGAGGAGUUUUGUUUUGAUUGCGACUUAUAAAUUUAUGAUACCUUGUUCAUGUAGAGAUUGAUGACUAUACCACGUUGCAUCGUUCGAGGGUUUUCUCUGCCAUAGCUUGUAUGUGAAUUCAAUGCUUCAGAGUCCUGUUCACUCUAGUUACAGUUGGAGUUUGAAUCAGUAGAGAUCGCAUGCCUGAGCAAAACCCGCCGAGCCACCACUUGCACCUAAGCAUUCGCGUCUGAUGCUUGAUAACUCAACAAAAGCUUUACUCUCAUGGCCCUCCUUGUACACCGCCC
Molecule: messenger RNA, 3190 nt
Organism: Macroventuria anomochaeta
Lineage: Eukaryota; Fungi; Ascomycota; Dothideomycetes; Pleosporales; Didymellaceae
Exons: 2
Coding region: 238-2856 (872 amino acids)
Biological process (GO): ubiquitin-dependent endocytosis
Cellular component (GO): cytosol; cytoplasm; plasma membrane
Molecular function (GO): protein-macromolecule adaptor activity; ubiquitin protein ligase binding
Source: RefSeq, a predicted model, not a curated record